This is a messenger RNA of Prunus dulcis (almond), 2055 nucleotides long. Its product is annotated as delta(24)-sterol reductase. Gene Ontology annotation, molecular function: oxidoreductase activity, acting on the CH-CH group of donors, NAD or NADP as acceptor; FAD binding. Gene Ontology annotation, biological process: steroid metabolic process. Gene Ontology annotation, cellular component: cytoplasm; membrane. NCBI's taxonomy places the organism in Eukaryota, Viridiplantae, Streptophyta, Magnoliopsida, Rosales, Rosaceae. The transcript has 3 exons. The record is from RefSeq and is a predicted model, not a curated record. Bases 137 to 1843 code for a protein of 568 amino acids.
CUGCAUUCCCACUUUCACUCUGUCACUACUCGCAGACACCUCUGGCUGUGGGAGCUUUCCCUUAAAUGUUGGUUCCUCUACAGUUCUCAUCUUACAAUUAGCUCCUCAGCUAAGCUUUAGACCUUCACUCCCCAAAAUGUCUGAUCUUGAAACCCCUCUGCGUCCAAAGAGGAAGACGGCCGUUGUGGACUUUCUAGUUCAAUUUCGAUGGAUUGUUGUUAUCUUUGUUGUCCUCCCCAUCUCCUUCACCAUUUACUUUCUCACAUACCUUGGGGAUGUAAGAUCUGAGAUGAAGUCCUACAAGAGGCGUCAAAAGGAACAUGACGAAAAUGUCCAGAAGGUUGUAAAACGACUCAAAGAAAGGAACCCAUCAAAGGAUGGUCUUGUUUGCACAGCACGAAAACCAUGGAUAGCUGUUGGAAUGCGAAAUGUUGACUACAAGCGAGCUCGUCAUUUUGAGGUUGAUUUGUCUGCUUUCCGAAAUGUCCUUGAAAUUGAUAGAGAGAGAAUGAUUGCAAAAGUUGAGCCAUUAGUCAACAUGGGGCAGAUAACUAGGGUAACAGUUCCAUUGAAUCUUGCCCUUGCUGUGGUUGCUGAGUUUGAUGAUCUUACUGUUGGUGGCCUCAUUAAUGGCUAUGGAAUUGAAGGAAGCUCUCACAUCUAUGGGCUGUUCUCUGAUACUGUUGUGGCUUAUGAGAUAGUUCUAGCAGAUGGUCGAGUUGUCAGAGCCACCAAAGAUAAUGAGUACUCUGAUCUUUUCUAUGCUAUUCCAUGGUCUCAGGGAACAUUGGGGCUUCUAGUCUCUGCCGAGAUCAAGCUUAUACCGAUAAAGGAAUACAUGAGGCUGACAUACAAACCUGUUGUGGGCAAUCUUCAAGAUAUUGCACAGGCAUAUAGUGAUUCUUUUGCUUCCAGAGAUGGAGAUCAGGACAACCCUGAGAAGGUUCCAGACUUUGUUGAAACCAUGAUAUACACUCCAACAGAAGCUGUGUGCAUGACAGGGAGAUAUGCAUCAAAAGAAGAGGCCAAGAAGAAGGGGAAUGUGAUUAAUGAAGUUGGGUGGUGGUUUAAACCCUGGUUCUACCAGCAUGCGCAGAAAGCACUGAAGAAAGGGGAGUUUGUGGAAUAUAUCCCAACAAGGGAAUAUUACCACAGGCACACUAGGAGUAUCUAUUGGGAGGGAAAGCUUAUCCUUCCAUUUGCUGAUCAGUGGUGGUUUAGAUUCUUUUUGGGCUGGAUGAUGCCCCCCAAGAUUUCUCUGCUCAAGGCUACUCAAGGUGAAGCCAUUAGAAACUAUUACCACGACAUGCACGUCAUUCAAGACAUGCUUGUUCCUCUUUACAAGGUUGGGAAUGCUUUAGAAUGGGUUCACCAUGAGAUGGAGGUGUACCCCAUUUGGCUCUGUCCUCAUAGAAUGUACAAGAGUCCCAUCAAGACAAUGAUAUACACUGAACCGGGGUUUGAGCACCAUCACAGACAGGGAGACACGCAUUACUCUCAGAUGUACACAGAUGUUGGGGUCUACUAUGCACCAGGCCCUGUGUUGAGGGGUGAGGUUUUUGAUGGUUCAGAAGCAGUUCGCAGGAUGGAGAGUUGGCUGAUUGAAAAUCACGGGUUCCAGCCGCAGUAUGCUGUGUCUGAGCUGGAUGAGAAAAACUUUUGGAGGAUGUUUGAUGCAGGGCAUUACGAGUACUGCAGGAGGAAGUAUGGUGCUGUGGGAACUUUCAUGAGUGUGUACUACAAGUCCAAGAAGGGAAGGAAGACCGAGAAGGAGGUGCAGGAAGCUGAGCAAGCCAUCCUUGAGACUCCUUCCGCUGAGGUUGAUGAGCCAGUGGACUAUUGAUUUUGCAAGUUUCGGAUUCUGUUAGGAUUUCUUGCUUUUCUUUUCCUCCCUUGAUUUGUAGUGGUCUGGUAGUUUCUUUUGCUUUAACCCCGCUUCAGCCUUCACUUAAUGUUGUUGUAGCAGAUCUUAUUCGACUGUUUUUCAUUUUGGAUUAUGAGACCUUGGAUUUAAUAACUUGACUGACGUUAAGUAAGUCUUUGUGUCUUUCUUCA